This is a messenger RNA of Brassica oleracea var. oleracea, 2072 nucleotides long. RefSeq names its product DELLA protein RGL3. Gene Ontology annotation, cellular component: nucleus. The transcript has a single exon. The record is from RefSeq and is a predicted model, not a curated record. Gene Ontology annotation, biological process: response to ethylene; regulation of seed dormancy process; negative regulation of seed germination. Gene Ontology annotation, molecular function: sequence-specific DNA binding; DNA-binding transcription factor activity. Lineage: Eukaryota; Viridiplantae; Streptophyta; Magnoliopsida; Brassicales; Brassicaceae. Bases 213 to 1790 code for a protein of 525 amino acids.
GCCUUAUCUCUUUACUUGCACACUCUCCAGGUCCCUCACUGCCCCUUAUUGGACCUCUCUCUCUUCCUCUCUCGUGUUUAAAUUCUUCUCCUCUGAUUCUCCUUUGUUUCCACACUUUUGUCUACUAAUUCUAACACCAAUAAUUUCACUCCCAUACCAUAACCACACAUCAACCGACCAAAGCAAAAAAAAAAAAAAAACCAUUCUUGAUUAUGAAGAGAAGCCAUCAAGAAACUUCUGUAGAAGAAGCUCAUUCAAUGGGUAAGAAGCUAGAAGACGAUAAUAACAUGGACGAGUUUCUAUCUGCUUUAGGGUACAAGGUUCGAUCUUCCGACAUGGCGGAUGUUGCACAGAAGCUUGAGCAGCUUGAAGUGGUUCUUUCCAACGAUGAUGUUCUUGGCUCUAAUGCAUUAAACGACACCGUUCAUUACAAUCCAUCUGAUCUCUCCAGCUGGGCCGAGACCAUGCUCUCGGAGCUUAACUACUACCCGCCUUCUCUGGAUCUUGACCCGACCCGGAUGUGCAAUCUAACACCAUUCUCAGAUGACAACGAGUGUUCCAGCACCAACAGCGAAAACAACAGCAAGAGGAUCAGACUCGGUCCCUGGUGUGACUCAAGCGAGUCAACUCGACCCGUGGUAAUGCUCGGCGUUGACUCGCAGGAGACCGGUGUCAGACUCGUCCAGGCGCUGGUGGCGUGCGCCGAGGCGGUCCAGCAGGAGAAUCUGAUCCUCGCCGACGCUCUCGUGAAACGCGUGGGAUCACUCGCGGCUUCUCAGGCGGGAGCGAUGGGGAAAGUCGCCACCUACUUCGCCGAAGCGCUCGCUCGUCGGAUCUACCGGAUCCGCCCUUCCUCCCCCGCCGUUGAUCCUUCUUUCGAAGAGAUUCUCCAGAUGCACUUCUACGAGUCCUGCCCUUACCUGAAGUUCGCGCAUUUCACGGCCAACCAGGCGAUUCUAGAGGCAGUCGCGACGGCGCGUGGCGUACACGUAAUCGAUCUCGGGAUAAACCAAGGGAUGCAGUGGCCGGCGUUAAUGCAAGCUAUGGCUCUCCGUCCCGGAGGAUCUCCGUCGUUCCGUCUCACCGGCGUUGGAGGUCCGUCGGAGGGAGAUGGGAUUCAGCAGUUAGGUUGGAAGCUAGCUCAGCUGGCUCAAGCCAUCGGCGUUGAAUUCGAAUUCAAAGGUCUUACCGUUGAGAGUUUAACCGAUCUCGAACCGGAAAUGUUCGAGACCAGACCGGAAUCGGAGACUCUGGUGGUUAAUUCGGUUUUCGAGCUCCAUCCGCUUUUAGCUCGACCCGGUUCGAUCGAAAAGCUGUUAGCGACGGUUAAGGCGGUUAAACCGAGCAUUGUAACGGUGGUGGAACAAGAAGCGAACCACAACGGCGUCGUUUUCUUGGAACGGUUUAACGAGGCGCUUCACUAUUACUCUAGCUUGUUUGAUUCGCUAGAGGACGGAGUUAUAAUACCGAGUCAAGACCGAGUAAUGUCGGAGGUUUACUUAGGGAGGCAGAUCCUGAACGUGGUGGCUGCUGAAGGAACCGAUCGGAUCGAGCGGCACGAGACGCUGGAUCAGUGGCGGAAGCGGUUGGGAUCCGCCGGGUUUGACCCGGUUAGUCUCGGAUCAGACGCGUUUAAGCAAGCGAGUUUGUUGCUGGCGCUAUCCGGCGGCGGAGAUGGGUAUAGGGUCGACGAGAAUGACGGAAGUCUAAUGCUUGCGUGGCAGACGAAACCGCUUAUUGCUGCUUCGGCGUGGAAAGUCAGCGACGUCACGGCGGAGCGGCGGCGGUAGAAGAUUACGACAUACGUCAGGAAAAAAAAACGUUUUUCUUAAAAUAUAAGGAAAUAAAAUUGCAAUUUGUAACCUUUAUUUUCUUGUUUUACUGUGACUUACCCCACUAGUUUCGUUCGAUGACUAUUUCGCCCAUAAUUUUCUCCCGCAUUUUCCGUACUUUUUAAUACCAUUGGGCCCAGUUGUCGUCGAGAUUCGAGAACGAGGAAAAUGUGAUGUGUGUAUGUAAGCACGAGCUAGUGUUUUUCUUCAAUAAUAAAAUGAAGAAUUGACGUUAUUUAA